CCUAGGUGAUACUUGCGCUUGUUUAUUGCCGUCCAACGAAUCAUUCUAAUUUGACGUGUUUGAGCGUGACCAUCUUUUUGGUGAAAAAUUUACUAAAAAUGGUUCUCCUACAUGUAAAACGCGGUGACGAAAGUCAGUUUCUUUUUGAAACUAAUUCCAGCAUUCCGGUUGAAACCUUAACAAGUGAGUUGGUGGUCAUUUUCAACGGCCGCCUGAAAGUGAGCCGCGUUUGCACUGAAAUCGAAGAACUCUCGAAACACGGCACCAUGCUGCCUCCGGAUAUGCUCGGGCUUACCGAUGAACAGGUCGAGGAGCUAAAGCUGGUCGAUGAGUGGGGUGAAAAGUGCGUUCCUUCCGGUGGCUGGGUGUCCAAUGCGGACCCCGUUGGACGUAGAAAUGGUCGGCAGCCGUUGAAGAAAAUGCAAGACGUCCUGGAGAAGGCGGUGGCUGAUGCCAAAUUGAUGAUCACGAAAAAGUUGGUAGAACAAGGCACCAUCUUGCAGCUGAAAAUGGUUCAGGACGCGUUGGAUCUACUACGAGGAGCCGUUAUGAUAGUUUAUCCAAUGCAACUUCCACCCCACGAUCCGAUUCGGAUGGAGUUUAGUAACACGGAAGAUUUAGAGGGCACGCAGGCAUCGCUUGAGGUUAUCGAGCCGUGCAAGGCUCAACUUUGGUUCGCUGGAAAACUUUUGCCCAACGAUGCAAAGCUUCGUGAUGUAGUUGGGGGUAACGAGAAGACUAAAAUUAUCGUAAAACUAGCCAAGGUUAACGAGGGUGCUCCCGGCAGAGAGCCGGUCGUUUCGGAAGAGGCCCGGAAGCAGAUGAUGAUGCAUGCCUACCGCAGACAGGAGGAACUUAAGAAACUUGAGCAAGACGAUGACAACCAGUAUCUCAACUCCUCCUGGUCCGAUAGCCGCAGUCUGAAGCGUCAGGUGCAUGGUUUGGACGAUGUUAAGUUUAGAUUUACUAAGUAAGGCUUUUCUUAUGAAUAUCGGACGAUAGCAGACACAAGUUGAACUCAAACGAGAUAUUUUUCAGUGUCCAGUAUGCGCAAUAAAUCAUAAACCGAAAAAUAAACUUAAUAAAAGAGAAAAAAUGCAAAGCUUUUUUUUCAACAUUAUGGCAGUGUAAGCUCUUUUUAAAUAAAAAAAUAAAUAAAAACUAGUAUGAUUAUUAUAUAGGAACAAAAUAAGCACAAACGACAACAAACCAGUUGAGGCUAGCAUAUAAAAUUGUAACAUCAUUCGUCAUGCGGUGCAGAGCUAGAUUGAAGAAGCAUGGUUUAAUUAUAUGAAUUCUUUCUUACUGCCUCUUUUUUAUCGGUUUUUGUUUCUGAUCAUAAUUUACAUACCUGAAAUUUAUUUCUAACGUUAAUAAAUAUAAGAGAUAUGUCUCAAGAAAAAGA
Culex pipiens pallens (northern house mosquito) is the source of this 1405-nucleotide messenger RNA. RefSeq names its product cilia- and flagella-associated protein 298. Gene Ontology annotation, biological process: regulation of cilium movement. The transcript has 4 exons. NCBI's taxonomy places the organism in Eukaryota, Metazoa, Arthropoda, Insecta, Diptera, Culicidae. The record is from RefSeq and is a predicted model, not a curated record. Bases 99 to 974 code for a protein of 291 amino acids.